Marmota monax (woodchuck) is the source of this 723-nucleotide messenger RNA. It is a transcript of the gene Dprx, whose product is annotated as divergent-paired related homeobox. The record is from RefSeq and is a predicted model, not a curated record. Gene Ontology annotation, molecular function: RNA polymerase II cis-regulatory region sequence-specific DNA binding; DNA-binding transcription factor activity, RNA polymerase II-specific. Gene Ontology annotation, biological process: regulation of transcription by RNA polymerase II. Gene Ontology annotation, cellular component: nucleus. The transcript is spliced from 3 exons. The coding region runs from base 1 to 723 and encodes 240 amino acids. NCBI's taxonomy places the organism in Eukaryota, Metazoa, Chordata, Mammalia, Rodentia, Sciuridae.
AUGUCAGGCUCCAAGGCCCUUCCUGAAGACAAGCAAGAGAGGCAUCCCCACAAGAAGCGAACAUUGUUCACGCAGAAACAGCUGGAAGAUCUGACCCUGAUUUUCAACAGGAACCCGUACCCAGACCCCAACCUGAGGAGACAAAUGGCCUCGAAAAUGAACUUAGACCCAUCGGUCCUGCAGGUUUGGUUCAAGAACCACAGAGCAAAACUCAAGAAACAAAAACUGCACGUCCAGCAAAAGCAGGAGGCCCCCCAGCGGGAGUCUGCGGAGCCCCAAGCCCCCCAGCGGGAGUCUGCGGAGCCCCAAGCCAAGGCCGGGCCCACCUGGAGCAGGGCAGUCGCAGCCCCUAGAGAGCCGGAGCUGGGUCCCUGCCUCGCGGCCCCAGUCUACACCAACCGCCAGACCCCCUCCUUCCAGCUCAGCAUAUGCCCCCCUUUCAAGAUCCACACAGUCCACGCCGGGAGCCACAAAAUGAUCCACUUUGGCUGCUGCCGGGACCCCACCGUGUACUUCCUCCAGCAGAUUUCAGAACCCCCUCCGUGCACCCCAGGCUGCACGGUGGCUCACCACCACUCCUCCGUGCCCCACCACCACUCCUCCCCCACCACCACUCCUCCGUGCCCCACCACCACUCCUCCGUGCCCAGCAGGGAGGCCACGUGACCAUGGGGAGCUCUGGGAAGCGGGUGCUGCCCACCGAGAGGAACAAAGACGGGCAUAG